Plectropomus leopardus (leopard coralgrouper) is the source of this 4810-nucleotide messenger RNA. Its product is annotated as cytoplasmic phosphatidylinositol transfer protein 1-like. Gene Ontology annotation, molecular function: phosphatidylinositol binding; phosphatidylinositol transfer activity. The record is from RefSeq and is a predicted model, not a curated record. Gene Ontology annotation, cellular component: cytoplasm. Lineage: Eukaryota; Metazoa; Chordata; Actinopteri; Perciformes; Serranidae. Gene Ontology annotation, biological process: phospholipid transport.
UCCUGAAGCGAGCUCGUUUCUGUCCUGACGUUCCCCGCCGGAGAAAGUCCUCUGGUUCCGAUGAAAGAACUCAGCCGUAACUCGGGGUGUAUUUCAUAACCCGGGCCAACCAUCCUCCCACAUGCGCUGACACGUCUCCAGAUAUUACACACAUCCCGUCGGGUGACGGAGGGAGCGUUUACUCGGCUGGUUUGACAUAUUGUGAAUACAUACAAGAGACGCGCGGAAGGGGGAAGAUGUUGCUGAAGGAGUACAGGAUAUGCAUGCCCCUCACAGUCGAAGAGUACCGGAUUGGGCAGCUGUACAUGAUCAGUAAACACAGCCAUGAGCAGAGUGAUAGAGGAGAGGGAGUGGAGGUAGUCCAGAAUGAACCGUUUGAAGACCCGGCACACGGCCAAGGACAGUUCACAGAGAAACGAGUCUACCUCAACAGUAAAUUACCCAGCUGGGCUCGAGCAGUGGUUCCUAAAAUCUUCUAUGUGACAGAGAAAGCAUGGAACUACUAUCCUUACACCAUAACAGAAUACACAUGCUCAUUCCUGCCCAAGUUCUCCAUCCACAUAGAGACAAAAUAUGAGGACAACAAAGGAUGCAAUGACAAUAUCUUUGACACCGAGCUGAAGGAGCAGGAGAGGGAGGUGUGUUUCAUCGACAUCGCCUACGAUGAGAUCCCUGAGCGCUACUAUAAAGAGUCGGAGGACUUGCGAUAUUUCAAGUCGGAUAAGACGUCGCGGGGGAUUCUUCAGGAGGGCUGGAGGGACACCCAGGAUCCCAUCAUGUGCUCGUACAAGCUGGUCACUGUCAAGUUUGAGGUGUGGGGUCUGCAGACGCGUGUGGAGCAGUUUGUACACAAGGUGGUUCGGGACGUGCUGCUGCUGGGACAUAGACAGGCGUUUGCCUGGGUGGAUGAGUGGAUUGACAUGACGAUGGAUGAGGUGAGAGAGUUUGAGCGCACCAUCCAGGAGGCCACCAACCAGAAGAUCGGGAUGUUUCCGCCAUCGAUUUCCAUCAGCGAGACGCCCCUGUCCUCCUGUUCCCUCACCGGCCCUGCCAGCGCCCCCUCCACCCCCAUGUGCACUGAUGCGCCCGAGUCCCUCUCUGUCCCCAAGGACAGACCCCGCAAAAAGUCUGCUCCAGAAACCCUCACUCUUCCUGACCCUGCCCCAAGUGGCGCCCCCCAGGGCUCUACCCAAAGCCCAGUUUCAAACCACCUCCAGUCAUCUACACCACCCUCCUCCAACUCUGAUCUUGCUGAGAUGGACGAGCAGUAAAUAGACCUUGGGAUGUCUUCCCGCACCCGUGCUUUACUUAAUUCUCCCAAACCCAUUGUCUUAGUAGCCCACGAGACUAGCCUAACCUCCAAACACCAGUUGCCACAAGUUUGUUAGCCAUAUUCAAUGAUUUGCCAUAAUCCUGGACUCACAACAGUCACAGUCACAAUAGAAAUCUCCAUCAGUGUCACUGAUACCAUCCAGGCAGCUGUAGGCCUAGCCACCCUGACAGACUUCCUCUUCCUGUGAGUCUAGCCAGCAACACGUCUCAUCUAUUAUAACAACCACAUGAUGUCUAAUCAAAACAAAGAGCAACCCUAAUUAUUUUUUUUGAGCGGCAGUUCCUUAUGUUAUAUGAAUAAAUUAUUCUUAGUGUUUCCUUAGUUUUGUUGUCUUCAAUCAGACAAGCUGAUUGCUUUCAAGCUGUUGAAUUAUGAAGUAGUUGCCUUAGCACCGCAGAGCCAGUGGUGUAUAUUAGUUUUGACAAUGUGCGCAAAUGAAUGCCUGAUAUUUAUCAUCCUUUUUCAGUCUGUGACAUGGCUGUAUGUUACAAAUUAGAAAUUAAAUCAAUGACACAAACUAGAGUAGCACAGUGGACCUAGUAUGUUAGGAUAACAUUCACCAGAAACACAGCAGAGCACCCUCAUUACAAAACCACUUAGCUGUUUUCCUGAGCCGUUCCAAACUGGCCUUACUGAUCAGAUUGCAUCCAUCCCUCCCAUCCCAAACUGCAGUUAUACAACAGAUGCAAGAACAGUACAAUCAUAGAGUUUACACCUCAGGUCUCCCCGACUUUAACUGGCUCACACUCCAAAGGCAGGGAUAUUAAUGUACCUUUCUCUCCCUGCUUAUUGCCAAACAGCCACAUUUUAUACCUCCACAGAAAAUACAAUACAGCAACUAUUGUAUGUACUAUACUUGUCUACUUAACCCUUGGAAUGUUUACACGUCAGAAACGUUGAAGCAUUUGCAUAUUAGCAGUAAGCUGAUGUUUUAUCUACAUUUGCAGUUCUAGCAUGACAGUUGACUCUGAAAUUGAAUUUGUAAGUUUAUUGCUGCGUAUGUCAUACUCAAGUUGACCGAGAGGUCAGUACAACAAACAAAAAAAGUUAAAUGUUGCUUGAAACUAAUGCUGGACAUCUCAUGUGACACUAACGUGAUCCAAUUUUAUCAAAUCAGCAAAUCACUUUAUUGUCAUAUGUAGGAACAAGGCCAUUUUAGGGGAGUUUUUAAGCAUCGACUGAUCUUUGUGCGCAGUGGAGGUAACAACAACUUAAAGCUUGAUUUGAGGAGAGGGGCACAUGCAUCAAGCUGACUUGAGUAUGUGCCUCAUUAGCUUAUUAGCACCUGGGAAGUGCUGGCUUUUUCCUUCGCCAGUGCUGGUUGGAUAUUAUUGAGCAAGUGCUUUGGUGGGCACGGAAAAUGAUUUUUAAAACAGAAACAUCCUUUGUAGUGCCCCCUAUUUCAUGCUGGGCUUUAACUGCUCCAGUAGUUACCAUCUUAAACAAAACUAAUACCGAAAGACAGCAAGUUAUUCUUUGAACCCCAUUUUCCUACACAAUAUUACUCAAAGAAAGGGUUUUUAUAUGCUGCAUGGAAUGUUCACAACAUAUAUACGUAUUAUAUGAAGUAUAUAUGUAUAUACUGUAAAGGAAUGGACUGGCACAGUAUAUUUGGUGAUGCAACUGUAUAGGGAAAAAAAGUGAAUGCCAACUUUGGAAGCUAAUUGUGUAUAAUAUAAAAAGCAGAUGAUUUUGAGUGAAGCAUGCCCAGAGAAUAUAGGCCUACAAACUCUUUCAACUCAGUGCCUCUGCAUGCAACUAUUGUAUCAUCACCUACAUGUGAGUAAACCAAAAUCUCUUAUAUGUCACUGGUAGAAACACAACAUUUUAUUGCAUUUGUUUGCCUUUUAAAAAAAAAAAAAAAAAAUCUCAAAUGUUGCAUUUAACCAGUGAUAGCAAAUGGGCUACAGCCCCCACAAUACAGUAGCUGAACUUCAAGAUAAACAGAUCAUUUUUAAACUACAUUGUCAAACCAUCAAGUUACAGGGCUAACUUGUUAUAUUUUAGGAAAUAAGUAAUUUUUUGUUCCCCUAGUCAUACCAGUUACUUAUAAUUUUAAAGCGCAAAUGCAUUUUGCACUUUACAGUCUUUGACACCUUAUUUGACAAUGAAAAAAUGUGCUACAUGACAGUCUUAUUUGGGUUCGUCGGACCAAAGUCCUAGACUACAGCAUAGGGACUUUGAAGAAAGCAGUUUCGAGGAAAGAGUCCUCGUUGGUCUUGCCAUAAAAUAUUGUUAAUAUUAUGUACAGUUUCUCACUUGCUUUUGUUAAAAAACAAAACAACUGUAGCUAUUUAUCUGUAACUGUAGCUUUUGUCUUUGCCUUUUAAGGAUAAAAAAAUGUUAUAUACCAGUUACUGGCCCACUGUAUUGAUCUAUUAUGUAUAGAUUAUACAUACUUACAACUCUGGUAUUGACCAUCUCUCUUGUCAGGAACACAGAGAUCCAGGGAUGUGUUUGAUCUACCACGGGCUAUUAAAAAUAAUGCAAAGUACUAUUCAGUUGUGUAACAUUAAGCUCUGCUCUGUUUAAAAGAGUAACAUAGUAGGUAUUGUAAAUACUGUUGUUAAUGACUGAUAUAGUAGGUUUCUUACAUUGAAUCUGUUGCAAGUUGCAUUUCUGAUGUGACAUGAAUGUGCUCAAGGAUUUCAAAUAGACAAGAGAAGGAUAUUCUUUAGUAUUUGUGCGAUGAGGAUGACAUCUGCACAGACAUGAGUUCAAAAUUUGCUUUAAUCUAGGAGUAAUAUGUGUCUUUAUCUAUGAAGUCAUUGUCAUCUAUUGAGGAUGCUGAAUUCCAUUAAGUUUACUCUUCUCGGUCGAGUAUCAAGAUUCCUCAUUGUAGUGGUGCACUUUUGACUCUCCAGUUGCUUUUGGGUGAAAUUUCUGUGUACGAGUUGUAAAACAAAAUGAAGCUUUUCUUUUUUUGUGGGUUGGCUGCUUUGACGUUUAUGGUAAUUGAGAGGUGAUUGGCUUUUCUGUUGUUUCUUUUUUUGAUAGUAAACCUGCUGUACUUUGAAUUUGUGGUUGCUGUAUUGUUUGAAGGAAAAAUCUAAAUUAGUUUCUCAUUAUUAUUAUUUUUUUGAUUAAAGGACCAAGCUUUUCACUCCUGCUCCCCUCAUCCUGAUGCAGUUUGCAUUUGGCCAGGCUGUUGUGCUGUCUCCUAAUGAACUGGGGCCUGUCUCACCAACCAGGAUCAGUGAGUUAGCUGUACUGUCCUGCAUCAGGGACAGCAUAGUGUACUUCACAGGUGUGGUUCUGGCCUCUCCAGCUGUUGACAUUAUUCCUGCUUUGUGAAACAGGUCCCAAAAGUGCCAUUCGUGUUCGGCUACUGGAAGUCGCUCUUAGUUCUUCCACUUUAACUAUUAUUGUAUUUGUUAUAUUUUUACUUACCUUUGAGGUUCAUUCGGUUCUUUGUUGUAAUUAUUGUUUUACUUUUUUCUGAAAUAGACAAAUAAACUUUACAAGCUAUUGCAACAA